Messenger RNA from Xyrichtys novacula (pearly razorfish), 11909 nucleotides. Lineage: Eukaryota; Metazoa; Chordata; Actinopteri; Labriformes; Labridae. The record is from the annotation of a GenBank genome assembly.
ACCACGUGACCAGCACACACCUGUAGGAGUGUCUCUUUGUACUACCUGAGCAGUCGCGCGCUCUCGAGGUUGUUUGCGUUUAUCACUGAAGAUUCAGCGUCUGUUUUAAUCCGGACCACUCCGUUCAUCAUCAAGGUGAGUGCAUUUAAAACCGAUUCAGACCGAUUUAACCCGAAGUUAUCACAGUCUGGAGACGAAGGGGGACAGGUGACAUUUAAACCCACCUGUGCGCGUGCUUAUUUACACGGUUUAAGUGAAAAUUGACCGUAGAAAAUGGGGGUUAGCAUCAGGUUUCAACAGGAGACUAAACGAGUGACAUGUUGAACCUAAAUAGACCGAGGAAAAUGAUUUUAUGUAGCUGCUAAUGUUUAUUUUGAAGUCUUUACCCAAAUAUACACUGAAAUGCUCAUUUUAGUAGAUGAUAUUCAAUUAUACAUCAUAAAUAUUUGUUUGGUUUUCGGGUGUUUUUCUGUUCAAAGCUGUUCUGAACAGAUGUCAGGCUCAGGUGAGGUGAUUCAAGGCCUUAUAGGUGGAUAUUUUAAAACUAUUCAAAACCCCAUCCUUCACUGUUGAGUCUACAGUUUCACUCUCAGUGAAACCAGCUAACCCAGCUCCCUGUCUCUGACUAUCAGCUAAUCAUGUUUGAAACUAUCUCAGUAUGUCUCCACCCACUGCUGCUUUGUUUCACCACAAACACACCUGAGGACCAAACAGCAGCAGCAGCAGCCUCACCUCCGCAGGUACACCUGAGGGAUGCAGGAGGCUGUUUGUCUUUGAUUAACCCAGAUCAAACACCAUGUAUUCAUGCAUCAAAAUCACUCAAAUGACCACUGGAUUAACUAGAACAUAGAGUUUGGAAUACUUUCUGUCCUUUUUGACCUUCCAGACAGACACCGGGCUGAAGUUAGAAACAUAUUCACAGCUUCUGAAAGUUAAGGAGAAGAGGUCUUGAUCCAGAACCAGUAUACAUGAACUCCUCAGGUCUGGAUUAGAUCAUUCUUGAAGGACAACAGGCUCUUCAAAACGAAACCUUUAUUCUAUUUGUGAAUUCAGGGGUGGAGGAGUCACUACUAAGUCAUUUUUUAAACUCAAAUUUUACUUUAACUACAGAAUUUUCCCUGAAACAUUGUAUUUUGCUGUAUUUUAUGUUCAGUUACUGAGUAUAAAGGCCAAUAAAAGAUUUCAGCUUGAUCAGUUACAUGACAGCAAGCUGACUGGAUGAAAAAAUCAAAUCUUACAGAGUGAGUUUUUCUCCUUUUUAGUAAAAUAUAAUACUUACUAUGAGCUACAUUGGACAGAAAUAUCCAAAUAUGGAUAUUCAUUUUGAGAUACUUAUAGCUAAAAUUGUCUUUAUGUGUUCUUGGAAUUUGCUGACUUUGCAGCCAUUAUUUUUAGAUAUAAUCAACAAAUAAUCAAAUGAAAUAGUCGAGUACUUAUUACCUUCGCUUGAGUAGAUGAAAGGCUGGCAGUUUCAAUUGUGACUGUGAUAACAUGUCAUUGAAAUAACUGAAAGUGAUCAUUUUGGUGCUCUUUUCACCCCCGAGUCUAGAGCACAUAAGACAGGCCUUGAUCCAGAACCACAAUACAUAGACUUGUCAGAUCUGGAUUAUCCUAGCGAGGUUGCAGUUUCUUUAAAACACAGGUACCUUUUUUCUGUUAGUGAGAAUGCAAAAAAGUGAGGCUCCUUUGCUUUCCUCACCUCUCAUGAAAUGGAGGUUAAUGCAAUUGUGACUUUUUGUUGGUUAGUUUUGCCAUUUUUCUAAGAAAUUAUUGUUUAAAUAAGGGACCCAGAAGGCCAUUUCACCCUCUCUGAGCAUCUUAGGUGUGUGCUGUGGCUCUUUAGAAGGUCGGGGAGCAGUUAAAUAGUCUAGUUAAAAGACCAUUACUAUAAAUUAAAGACAAAAAAUAAAAAAAAAUAAAAAAACUUGAACAGAUACUGAAUUUUACAGGUACAGUAUAUGCAUUCAAAACACCCAAUGACAAUAAUACACAAUACUUUUGGCUUUGACAAUUUGUUUAUCUAGUUCUUGACAGACAAGAAAAUACAACCAAACAAUGACAAUCACACACAGUUAAGAGUAUUUACAUUUAUUUACAGAGUCUGUCGGUCAAAAAAAUCAGUUUUAUUAUUCCUCAUAGCAUACAUAACUCAUCAGUACUAUCUCAUAUUUUUUUAGUAUUUACAGCAAUCAUUUAACAAAAGUCACCUUUUCUGUCAUUGUAAAAUUAACAAUUGUCUGUUUCUAUUUUGUAGGUUUUGUUCAAGUUUCUUUUCAUCAUGCCAAGCAACAAACGCAGCACUCCGCCGUACCUCUACAAUGGCAACAAACAGUGAGUCCAUUAUUUAUUUUAUAUACAGUACCCUAGCUGCAGACGGAAACUUCUUUCUUAGGUCACUUAAAGUGGAUCAUGCAGACCCUGAUUUAUCGAAAAAAACAAUAGGUGUUAUCACUCACUGUUAACCCAACGAAGAUGUUGACACACAAGGAAAAACUGUAUUUAUAAAGUCAAUAAGGAGAGCAUGUCUUCUGCAGGUUAAUAAACACACUAAACCAAACACAGUAGAAGUUGAAUUGUGGGUAACUCUUUUGGUGGUAACUGUCAGUAUUAAGAGUUUGCUGUUGAGUUAUGAGGUAUGAAAUCUCUCCUGACAGUAACCUUCGCUCCUCUUUCUCUUCUUCAGCCACAGACACAGACACAGCGAGUUCACGUCUAACCCCGCCUUCUCCUACUACCCCGGAGAUAAGGUCCUCCAUUACUACCGCUGGUCGUCUCCGCCCGGUGUGAUGAAGAUCCUCAGCAUCAUCAUCAUCAUCAUGUGUGUGGCUAUAUUUGCGUGUGUGGCCUCCACGCUGGCCUGGGACUAUGACAUGAGUCUGAUGGGUCUUGGGGGCGGCGGCGGCCUUGUCCCGGGUUAUGGAGGGUAUGGCAACUCGUAUGGUGCUGGAUCAUUCGGGGGCUCCUACUCAGGCUCUUAUGGGGGUACCUAUGGCUCCUCGUAUGGUGGGGUUGGAGGUGGUUCUUAUGGCUAUGGAGGAGCACAGAUGGAUCCCAGAGCCGGUAAAGGCUUCAUCAUCGCCAUCGCUGGCAUCACCUUCAUCGCAAUACUCAUCAUCUUCAUCCUGGUGGUUUCCAGACAGAGUGCGGCACAGAAGCCAAGCUUCUAUCUGGCCACCAUCAUCAUCAGCGCCAUCCUGGCGUUCCUCAUGAUCAUCGCCACCAUUGUGUACUUGGUGGCUGUGAACCCAACUGCCCAGUCCACAGGGUCCAUAUACUACAGUCAGAUCCGCCAGCUGUGUGCCCAGUACCAGAACCAGAACCAGGCGCAAGGCAUCUUCCUCAACCAGUACCUGUACCACUACUGCGUGGUGGAGCCUCAGGAGGUAGGACCAGCUGUGAUAAUGGGAAGAAGUUGUGGGGGGGGGGGGCUUUGUGGUUAAAGACUUUGAAGGUGCGGUACAACCCAGCAGAGAGGUGGUUCUGGUUUAGCUUCUAAGUCCGCAGAUAUUUCCAACUUACUUUUCCUGAGAAGAGUUUUCAGCUGGCUCUGAAACAGACUGAAGUUAACACGGAUAUUUCUGUAGAAGCUACAAGAAGUAUCAUCAACUCCAACCAGAUGAGGAGAUAAACAGCACCCUGCUAAACAAACUUAAAAAUGUUUAAUGCCAAAGAGUCCUUAUGACAUUUAAAACCAAGAGGGAUGAGAUAUUUGAUUAAACACUUCAUACUCAUGUUACAGACAAGACCAGUAAAGAGAGAGACUAUCCUUUGUAAUCAUCAGGGGGCAUGAAAAUGAUGCUUCAAAAUUAGGACUGUCAGUGUUAAUGCAUUAAUCCUGAUGGAGUUAAGGUUUUAUAUGAAUAAAAUACUUUUUUGUCCCUUGCAGCACACUGUAGUUCAGCUGCUGCAGUGUCUUCCUUUGCCUUGCUGCUGCUGAGAUAGAGAACAACAACACUUCUGUGCUUUUCAGAGAGAGAAUCAAAACUACUCAAUAAUCUAUUUAUACUUUAUUUAUUCUAUUUGUCCCAGAGAGAAUAAUGUUUGCCACUCUUCCUUUUAUUCACAAUAUAGAGUUAAAGAUAAAGUAGAACAAAAUUAAUUAAAACGAAUUGAUUUUAACAAAAUUUAAAAAGAAAUGAACGAUAAAAAAGUAAACAUGAAAUAAACAAUUAGACAAACACAACCUGUUUUGAAACAUAAAGCUAUGCACAGAAAAUGUGCACAGUGUGUAACAGUUUUAACUUUUUAAUCUCUGUAAUCAAGCUGGAUUUUAAAGUCAGUAGUUUGCCAUUUGUCAUCUAUUAACGUCAAAGUUUUAAGAAGGAAACCGUUUAAGUGAACGUAAUACAGAUCAUUGCAGAAUCACAAGGAGCUGCUGGUUUACAGCUGCUUUGUUUGAGUGUGGCUUUGUGUUAGUUUCUUUAACUCUGACUUUGUUUGGACAAAACUUAUUUAUUUAAAACACGAAAGUCACACAAUAACAAAAACCAACUCUUCAAGAAAGACCAGCAGCUCCAGCAAAGUACAAUUUCUGUUUUUCUCAGAGUCGUCUGGUGUCUGUAAAGAGCUGAAGAAGAAUAUUUAUCUUUAACACAUGAAACAGCAAAAACCUCGAGAUGUUUUUGACACACUAAAGGGUCCGAAUCUAUAUAAGUAUCUUGUAGACCAUUUUCCCCACAAGUUAAAAACACAACACACAACAAGAUUAAUGUAUUCAGAUGUUUGUGAUCCCACAUCAGUCUAAAGACCAACCACAGUUGAUGCAGUGAGCAGAUCAGCUCCCGGUGCUCUCAGCUGAUGUUUGGGCUUUCUUGUGCUGCUUGGUUUCUGGUGACAGGAGUUUCUUCUUCAGGGAAUUAUGGUGAAAUGUCCCUUUAACACAGUCUAGUGUUUGGCCUCUCCAGUCUGUCAUCUAUUAAAAAGUCUGCUCUCCUCUCCUCUCUUUGUUAGUGGAUGUAAUUUCAGCCUUCUGACAGUUUGCUCUCCCCUCAGGCCAUAGCCAUUGUCCUGGGUUUCCUGGUGUUCGUGGCCCUCAUCAUCCUCCUGGUCUUUGCUGUGAAGACCCGCAAUCAGAUCAGACGCUGGGGCCCAGAACGCGUCCUGUGGGAGGAGGUUAAAGUUGUCAAUGACGGUCUGCACAACAGCGUUGGCGAGUGGGUAAGUUAGGAUGUGUGUCACUGUGUUUUUCUGCGGGAUGGACUCUGGUGAUGUGUUUGCUUUAGAGUUAUAGUCUGGAUUAAGUAGAUGCACCUUCAUCCAUCAAGUCAAAUCCAUAGCAGAUAUAUGCCGUCACUUCAACAAAUGUUAGACAAAAAUAAAUACACAAUUGAAUUGAACUGGGUCAGUCUUUACAAACAUUUCACGUAACAUUUUUCUAAGCCUCUACAAACUUUGUACAAGUUUCUAUUCCAGUUCUUUCCAGAGAUGCUGAAUUAGGUGAAAUUUGAGAUUAUACUCUCAUAAAGAUUCUUGUUUGAUUGGUUGGAGAAAAAAACAAAAUAGUGUUUCAAAUACAACCUUGAUUCUAAAACCAUUUUGGUUUGCAAAUCAUUAAAAGCCCCUUUAAUGUAAGAUACUGCAAAGACAACAUAAACGUUGAACUCAAAAAAACAUUGUUUUAUGACAAAUAUCUGCUUAUUUUAAAUUAUAUGCCAGUUACACAUUCUGCAUGUUAUCACAGUAUGUGCAAUAUGCAGUUUGGUAUCAUCUUUCUGGAAUAUGCAGAUUUUUUCUGUAAAAUCAUUGCCUGGAUGGAGCACAUGAUGCUUCAAAAAAGGUAUAGUUUGUACAGCAUGAAUGGUGCCUUCAUAGAUGUAUGAGCUCACUAUCCCAUCGGGAACGCUAGCUUUUGAACUAAGCGCUGGUAUCGAGCUGGUAUCUUCAGAGCAGAUGACACAGCAUCCAUGAUUUCCAAAAAAAAAAGUCAAAUUUUGAUUUGUCAGACUACAGGACAGUUCUCUACUUCCCUAAGUUUAUCUUAAUUGUGCUCAGGCCCAGAGAUGUUGUAGGCACCCCUGGAUAAUGCUUUUGCAUAGUCAAGUUUUAACCUGCAUUCAUGGAUGCAGUGGCAGACUGUGUUCAUGAACAAUGGCUUUUGAGUCCGUGCAGUGACUUCCACUGCGGUCAUGUCUGUUUUUAAUGCAGUGCUGAUUGAAGGCCUGAAGAUCACAGCCAUCCAGUGCUCGUCUUUGACCUUGUCCGUUUUAUAAUACCAGACCUUUUUAUGAUAUUAUAGAACUAUUUACUCACACAGUCUCUCUCAGAGUGGUAAACUCCUUCCUAUAUUUCCUUCUGAUAGCAUCGGCCUCUCUGGAGUGCCUUCAUUAUACUCAGCCAUGACACUAACCUGUUGGUAAAAUAAACUCAUUAGUUGUCCCCCCCCUGGGUGAUUUUUAACAUUACACAACUUUCGCAGAGUUUUGUUUUCCCUGAGUUAUAACUGUUGUCUGAACCUUUGUGAACCUGUUUCUGGCAUUAAAUUUAAUAUGUGAAUAUGUAUAUAUUUUAAUGGAAAAAUAACGCGUUUUAAUGUCAACAUUUGACAUGUUGUCUUUUCACUACUAUAUUUAGGCUUUAAAUGGUUAAAAACCAUCAAAUUCUAUUUUACUCUUCAUUUUAAAUACCAUAACUCUCUCUGGAGUUUGAGUUGUACAUUUUACAGGGUCAUUUGUGUGGUAAGUAAACAGGCUAAAAGAUCUCCAUAAACCUUAAAAAAUGCGACAAUGGAUAAAUCCCAUAAGCCACAGUGAGCCGCACAAAUACUCUUUCCUGUCUUCAGAAAACAACUCAUUGAGAAAACAUUUGAGUUUGAAAAAAGCAGACAUACCUGCUCUAAUGUGGGUCAUUCAAGAAAAAGCAGAAACAACACAACCUACAAGUAUAGACAGAUGGGAAAGAGGAGGGUGUGCUCGUGCUCGUGUGCGUGUGCGUGUGCGUGUACGUGUGUGUCUGUGUGUGAGGUGCAGGUAAGGAUGGUUUCAUUUGUAGUUUCUGGGUGUGGUCUGAGGAGCUGCACUCUCACUGUAUUGUCAGGAGGAUCUGUUGUAAAGUUCUGAUCCUCCACUUGUUAGAAAAUCUUAACUCUUUGAAAUCCUGAUUUUACUACAGAUCGUUAAAGCCAAUAUACGUUUUUUUCCGUCUCAGUACGGUCAUGUUUUGUAUCUGAGGACAGUGACUCACAAAUGAAAGCUUGAACGUCUCUUCAUAGUUUUCAUUCCAGCUGAGUGACGUUUCCCAGCUCUCCAUAGUUCAGUGUUCGGGACUGAAAGUCAUUGUUUCAGGCUUCCUCUUCAUGUAGUGAUGGUAUCACUGCUAUUCAGGCAUGCAGGCAGAAGCAGAGGAACCGGUUGGUCUUGAGGAAAACCAUGCACAGUUGAAUGUUUAUCAAAUGAAGAGAGCAGGUUUAUGAGGCGUUAAGUAGGACAUGAGAGAGCAGCCUCAGGUAAACCUCACUGAAACCGCAGGCUAGACAUUUUGGUCGUCGAACAGCACAGUUAAGAGUCUCUAAACCAUAAGACUGAGGUUUUGAUUUUACUGGACAUUUUAUGGAAAUUAGGGACAAAAAAAAGAGUUUUAAAUAAGCAACUUGAAGUCAUAAAUGUGGGCUUUUUACCUAAACAGUUAUCAUACUUGAAAUCCUCAGUGUGAAUUGUGCUGAAUCAACUUUGUCCUCCAAGAAUCUCCUUAUUUAACUCUUCAUGCAACAUCAAUCCUCACCUCUUUGAAAAUAAAGGCCUUCUGUUGUAAAGGUGGUGAAAUAACAUCAUGGUUCAAAUACUGAAUUUGAAUAUUUCUGUUAUUAAAAGGGCUGAAAUGUCGGUCGUGUAUUGUGUCUAAACUGUCCUUCCACUAGUCAGGGCUGUGGUUCAGGUUACUGUCUGCUGCCACAAUACUAUGAUAUUCUACAACCCGGAUGUAAACAAACACAGAUGACAGACAUCAGCUGGUAGCGUGGCGAGGUUUGUCAAUAUUUUGAUCUGGGUUGUUGGCUGUGUAUGGUUAAUUCAGCCCAUAACCGCUCAACCAGAGUAAGGCUGAGUGAGAAAGUGUUUGAACAUAACAACUGUGAUUUGCAUGUGUCUAAUAGUUACAGUAAAGGAUGUUGGUCAUGUGACCUGAAACACAUGAAGUUUUCACCUCUUUCUCAUCAAUCUGAGUUAAUCUACCAAAGAUGUCAACUCCUCACUGAAACACAGAAGAGUGAGUGCUGUGCAGAGACUGUAGCUGCGUCCGAAUUGCCAAGUAGUAGUCGAAGUAGUAGUCGAAGUAGUAUCUAGCAUGUCCGAAUUGGCCACCGGAGCGAGUAGCAUGCUACUUCAGAUACUACUUCAGAUGCUAGACACGCCCACAUUGUAGGUUGGUCUCGGUGCAUCCUACGGGCAUGCUACUGACCCAAAAUGCACCGCGGGCUUCUUCUUCGUCCUCUUAAAAGUUGUAGAAGCGCAUGUGAUGCUAGCGCCACCAGCUGCUCUGCCUAUUUAAAUGUGUCGCGAACGCCGGCUGGCCACAGCAGCGCGCACCAUGUCGGAGCAGCAGCAGACGGGACCGCAGUAGUACAGAUGUAAGUUUCAUGUAACUUCACAUACUGUCCUAAAAAAUGUGCGGUUGUAUCUCUUUGUCAUGUCAUGGUGUCAUAUUUGCCCAAGUAAUCAUUUUAUGAGCAAGUGGCGACAUCAUGGAGGUAAAGCUCACUUAUUCCAUCAUUAAACUGCACAGCUGCAGUACUACAGCCAGGCCCGCAGACGAGGGGCUUCAGUUACCACUGUCUGCACGGGCGCAGUACCUACUCUCUGCCUGCGGGGGUCGUCUUUCCCCACCGCUCGUCUAGUGUGUCCGAAUUGGGCCAACGUUUUUAGUAUGUAGGAGUAGGAUCUAGCAGUAGCACGUAGCAGUAGCAUGUAGUAUCCGAGCGGGCAGUUCGGACGCAGCAUAUAUCUAUGUGUCACAUGACAGUGUGAAUGUGCUCACAACACUCCUACCAUCAUAAACACCCAAGAAAUGCUCGAUGAAGCAGACAGAUUUAUUUAUUUAUUUUGGAGCUUUGCAAAAAGAGUGGAUGAGAUCUGUUAAGUUUUAAAGGUUUUACUAAAAGAAUGAUAAGUUCAGAUGAUGUGUUCAUGACCACUUGGUUCAGAGGAUGCAUUUAGUGUUUUAGAAAUGAUAAAAAACUGUAGUAUGGACAAAGUUCAAAAUAUGCUAUAUAAGCCUACUUUUCCAAACUAAAUAGUUGCUGUGUUGCUUGAAUAACCUGUCCUGAAACUUAACAGCGGCCGCUUUGCAGUAUCACCAUCCUGUCCAACUCAAACACACCUGUCUGUUCCCUCAGGUAAAGAAUGUAUCCGGUGAUCCAGAGAUACCCCUGAAUGAUCCCAAUCCUCACGUUGGAGGCUCCAGAGACUACCUGGACCAGCUGGACAACAACAAACCUCUCUACCUGCCAGGGUGAGCUGAGCAUCAUUUUAAAAUAAACCUCAGUUCCUUUUAUUUCUUUUUUUUUGCAUUUAUUUAGAAAGAGAGAUUUAUAUCAGAUCUGGUAUCGUAGUUUUAGAUCUUCCUGCCCAGGGCCCUCAGAUGUAAAUUAUCCAUACAGCUAGCUCAACAUGAGCCUGUUAGGUGUGGGAGUCCAUAUGGAAAGUUUUGGUUAUCGCCUACCAUUGCUGUACCUGAAAUGAAGACUAUAAAAAUCAAUGAGAUGUCAUUCAGCUUUUUUGGCAGUUUAACAUCUGUGAGUUGUGGUUCCUAUUUGGCUGGUACCAAAGUAUUAAUAGGUUUCUGUACUUGAACUGGUACUGAAACAUAGCUGGUAAAUCCUGUCUGUCCUCUAAUGAUGACUAACCUGCUGGCGUCAAGAAGUUUGAUGUUGUGUAACUGUAUGUUGACAUUUAGGCUUGAUUCUGACCGGGCAAAACAUUCAAAAAUAUGGGCUGACUGAACUAAAUUCAACGAUGCUUAUAUAAAAGUCAAAUAUAUUUAAGGGUAGGCUAAUGCUGCAGCUUCCUGAGAGUAUUCAACACUUUUAAAACAGAAGCUGAUAUGUGACCAUGCUUUGCACUGUCCGCCUUGAAGAUAACAACACAGGCAAUGUGAUGUCUCGGGGCUUUGAAAUAAAAGGUACAUUUAAAGGAACAAAUCUGUGUUUGAUCUUUCAGAGACUCAGACAUCAGCAGCAGUGUGUACAGAACAAAGGACUAUGACCCUGGUAUGGAGUCUGGAGAUGACCUAGAAGAGGAGGACUUUAGUGUGUAAGUGAUAUUGAAGGAGUAGUCGGUGAUGAAACCAGAACCAUUCAGCUCUUUUUCCGGGCUCUUGUCAAAAAGGAGAAUUACUUUAACGUCAAGCGACCACAAGACAAAACUCUCAUGACAAUUUGACUCUGUCUGCAGUUUGUUUCCCUCCAUCCUGGAUGAACAAGAGCGCCUGACCUACAAGCGGGAGUUUGACCUGGACCAUCAGGAGUACAAGAGUCUACAGGCUGAGCUGGAUGGCAUAAACCAGGACCUGGCAGAUCUAGACCAAGAGCUGAACCGACAUGCUGAAGGCAGUCCUCAGUUCCUGGUGAGCCUGACCAUCUUUUAAUAAAUGCAACCAAAAUCAAUAACUACCCCUUUUUUUUACUUGUACCAUUGACUUAGAUGCAGAAUUUUUCCACAGUUUAUCACUACUUACAUUGUGAAAAAUUUGUAUACAAUAAAGAAAAGUAAUAGGACACCGAUUCUGAUCAAUCCGCAUGUUUUGAUAUAUCAUUUGUCCUACAACUCUUCAAGCUGUAGGAAUAGUAGCGAAUCGAACUUUGUUUGGAGGAGGAAUAAAACAAUAGUCCCUCGGUGUGUUUGCCCCUUGGCCCUAAUAACUGACUUCUGUUUUUGUUAUCUCAGGAUGCCAUGGACGAAUACACCAGACUGAAGAAUCUCAAGAAGGUGAGUGUCCUAUUUCAACUUUUUCAACUAUUUUUUCAACUUUUCUUCGAUAAGUCAUCAUUAUCUCCACAGCACAGAUCUGUUGUGUGACCUGUUUUGUUUCAUGUUAUUUUUUAACUCUAUAAUGAUGGUAAAUCACGGUCUUUCUUAUUAUAGGCUUGUUUUUUUAGUGUUUAUGUGUUUAUAAAGCUUAUGGAAGGAACUUUAGGUUGGUGUUGUUUAGUGCCCCCUAUUGGACAGAAUUGUACCUCUGAUGACUUUACUUGUCUGAAUGAUUAUCUGUCUUCUGCAGUCUCCAAACUACCAGAUAAAGAAGAAGAGGUGUAAAUAUCUCAGGUCUAAACUGUCGCACAUCAAGAGGAAGAUCAGCGAGUAUGACCGCAGACCCUGAACCUUGACUCUGAACCUCGACCUCUGACCUCUCAGGCAGUGAAGACGCACAUUUCGGUUUCCUCACGCCGUUUUUGAGUUAAUCACAAGCCGAUAUGUGAAUAUGACGGAGGGGCCGUUACUUUUAUCAUUUUUUUUUGUCUGUAUCAAGACGAUCAGGUGUUUUCCGGAGAAGAUGGGGUGAAGAUUUUUUUUUCUGUGUUGUCUUCAUCCUCUGUGAGUUUUAUGAAGAACUAUUAAGGUGUAAAAAUGUAUUUUAUUUGACCCUCUCAUAAAGUAAUGAAGUGAGAGAAGUGACAUGUGAUGUUUUUAUUCCAGUACUUUGACGAAGCACUUUUUGUGCUUCUUUUAUUGCUUUUAUUUUGAAAACCUGUUUAUGAGUUUCAUGUACAUGAAGGCACAAUUGAAAUAGGACAUGAUUCUGCUUUUAAAUUCAAUGACCAGCUUGUAAAUACUUUUUAUCUGAGUCUUUUUUUUAACACUUUCGGCACUGUUUCCUGUGUAAAAACCUCUCUGUCUGAUUAGUCUUGACAGCAAUUUUUCCUACAAUGGUUAAAACAUUGUCAACAUUCUUAUUUUCACUCCUUUAAAAAGCAAAUGAAC